Messenger RNA from Elgaria multicarinata webbii, 4897 nucleotides. RefSeq names its product VPS53 subunit of GARP complex (gene VPS53). NCBI's taxonomy places the organism in Eukaryota, Metazoa, Chordata, Lepidosauria, Squamata, Anguidae. Bases 42 to 2534 code for a protein of 830 amino acids. The record is from RefSeq and is a predicted model, not a curated record. Gene Ontology annotation, biological process: retrograde transport, endosome to Golgi. The transcript is spliced from 22 exons. Gene Ontology annotation, cellular component: GARP complex.
CGAGCGAGAGCGGAGGGCGGAGCGGCGCUCCCGGGGCCGCGAUGGAGGAGGACGAGCUGGACCUGGCCGACGAGCUGGAGGCCGCCUUGCAGCUGGCGCCGGAGGUCCAGCUGGCCAUCGAGCAGGUAUUUCCCAGUCAAGAUCCCCUAGACAGAGCAGACUUCAACGCCGUGGAAUACAUUAACACGCUUUUCCCGACGGAACAGUCCUUAGCCAGCAUCGAUGACGUGGUGAACAAGAUCAAACUGAAAAUCAGGCAAGUGGGCGACAACAUUCGGACGGUCGUGAGAGGGCAGACCAACGUCGGGCAGGAUGGGCGCGAGGCUCUUGAAGAGGCCCAGAAAGCUAUUCAGCAGCUGUUCGGGAAGAUUAAAGACAUCAAAGACAAAGCCGAAAAAUCUGAGCAGAUGGUUAAAGAAAUUACGCGCGACAUCAAACAGCUGGACCACGCCAAGCGGCACCUGACCACCUCCAUUACCACGCUGAACCACCUCCACAUGCUGGCCGGCGGCGUGGAUUCUCUGGAGGCCAUGACCAGGAGGAGGCAGUACGGAGAAGUUGCCAACCUCCUCCAGGGCGUCGUGAACGUGCUGGACCACUUCAGUAAAUACAUGGCCAUCCCACAGAUCCGGCAGCUUUCGGAGAGGGUGAAGGUGGCCCAGAAUGAGCUGGGGCAGCAGAUCCUGGCAGACUUUGAAGAAGCGUUUCCUUCCCAAGGAACAAAGAGGGCCGGAGGACCCAGCAACGUGCUCCGAGACGCGUGUCUGGUGGCCAACGUCUUGGACUCCCGGAUCAAGCAGGAGAUCAUCAAGAAAUUCGUUAAGCAACACCUCUCGGAGUACCUCGUCCUCUUCCAGGAAAACCAAGACGUUGCCUGGCUGGAUAAAAUCGACCGGCGUUACGCUUGGAUCAAGCGGCAGCUGGUCGACUACGAGGAGAAAUACGGGCGCAUGUUCCCUGCGGAGUGGUGCAUGACGGAACGCAUCGCCGUGGACUUCUGCCACGUGACGAGGACGGAGCUCGCGAAGAUCAUGCGCACACGGGCCAGGGAAAUCGAGGUGAAGCUUCUUCUCUUCGCGAUUCAGAGGACGACCAACUUCGAAGGACUGCUGGCCAAGCGUUUCUCCGGCUGCACCCUCUCCGACGCGGUGCCGAAGAAGGCUGAGCCGGCACCCUCCACCAACCCGUUCCUGGAAGACGAAAGCAUGAUGGACGAGAACGAAGUCGUCCUGGAGAAGGCGGACAUUGACAAGCCGAAAAAGCCGAAAGUGCCAGAUAAUCCAUUCCACGGCAUCGUUUCCAAGUGCUUCGAACCACAUCUUUAUGUCUACAUCGAAUCCCAGGACAAAAACCUCGGGGAGCUCAUUGACCGCUUUGUGGGGGAUUUCCGCGCCCAGGGCCCCCCCAAGCCCAACGUGGACGAGGGCGGGGCCGUCCUGCCCAGCUGCGCCGACCUUUUUGUCUACUACAAGAAGUGUAUGGUCCAGUGUUCGCAGCUCAGCACCGGUGAGCCCAUGAUCGCCCUCACCACCAUCUUCCAGAAGUACCUCCGCGAAUACGCCUGGAAGAUCCUUUCCGGAAAUUUGCCCAAGACGACCAGCGGCGGCGGCGGCCUCACCAUCACCAGCCUGUUGAAAGAGAAAGAGGGGUCCGAGGUGGCCAAGUUCACCCUGGAGGAACUCUGCCUCAUCUGCAGCAUCCUGAGCACUGCGGAGUAUUGCUUGGCCACGACCCAACAGCUUGAGGAAAAACUCAAAGAGAAGGUGGACAUCAGCCUCAUGGAGAGGAUCAACUUGAUGGGAGAGAUGGACACCUUCAGCAUCGUCAUCUCCAACAGCAUCCAGCUUCUGGUGCAGGACUUGGACGCGGCCUGCGAUCCAGCCCUCACCGCCAUGAGCAAGAUGCAGUGGCAGAAUGUGGAGCACGUUGGCGACCAAAGCCCUUACGUCACCUCCGUGAUCCUCCACAUUAAACAGAACGUCCCCAUCAUCCGUGACAACCUGGCCUCCACCCGCAAGUACUUCACCCAGUUCUGCAUCAAGUUUGCCAACGCCUUCAUCCCCAAGUUCAUCAACCAUCUCUUCAAGUGCAAGCCGAUCAGCAUGGUCGGGGCGGAACAGCUCCUGCUGGACACGCAUUCCCUGAAGAUGGUUCUGUUGGACCUGCCUUCCAUCGGCUCCCAGGUGGUGAGGAAGGCCCCGGCCAGCUACACCAAAAUCGUGGUCAAGAGCAUGACCCGGGCCGAAAUGAUCCUCAAGGUGGUGAUGGCUCCGCACGAGCCCUUGGUGGUGUUUGUGGACAACUAUAUCAAACUCCUGGCCGACUGCAGCACCGACACCUUCCAGAAGAUCCUGGACAUGAAGGGUCUCAAACGGAGCGAGCAGACCAGCAUGUUGGAGUUGUUCCGCCAGAGGCUCCCGGCCCCUCCCUCCGGGGCCGACAAUGCGGGCUCCGUCUCGCUGACGGCCCCCACGCCGGAACAGGAGUCGUCCCGCAUCCGGAAACUGGAGAAGCUCAUCAAGAAGAGACUCUAGAGCCCAUACUCCCCGCCGGCUAUGUCUCCAAGUGGGCCUUUCCUGACCUGGCACACUCCAGAUGGGUUGUCCGGGAAUGAUGGGAGUUGUAGUCCGACCUAUUUGGAGGGCACUGGGUUGGGAAAGGCUUGCUUCCAGCCCUUCUCACUCCAAACUUAAACUUAUACUGUUUUUUUUAUAGCUUACUGUCAAUACCUUUUAAUAAUCAAAAAUUUACAUAGAACUAUUACCCCUUAAGCUCUUAAUCCAUCCCAACGCAUAUGAUUUCUUGUACGGUUGAUAACGAGGACCUCCGGCCCGUUCCCCUUGCUUGCUCCGGUUGCUCUUCACAUGGUUUUUGGAAUGCCCUGAGAAUUCCAUGGGGGAUUCUUCCCGUUGGCCUGUAAGGUUUUGGCCUUCCGGAAGGCGCCUCUGCGUGAAGGUUCCCCGUCCCUCCCGUGAAGCAAUCCAUGCAUGCAGAGAACAUUUUCACAUUGACAUGCUCGCCUUCCUCUACACGGCAUCUUCAUAGGGAGGGAGGGAGGGCCUUCAUCUCUUCCUCUCUGCGAUGGCCUUCCUGGGCCAAUCUUCCGGCAUAAUACCCCUCACUGAUACGGCUGCGGGCGCUGUAGUCAUCUUCGUAUAGGACAGCUGUGGUGUUCAGUAGCACGCGUGCGUGCAGCACCGUCAGGAAACACAGAAGCUGGGAACUGGGUCCUGGGAUCAGGGGCACCACAAGCACGUCAGUGGUCCCAAAAGCAGCCGGGCGGCAGAUGAGGCUGACUGUCCUGGCAACUUACUGGAAAACAGCUGCCGUUGAUCGUGGAUUUCGGGGCUCAUUUUUCGCCAAAACGCCCGCAAUCGGAGGCCCCGGCUUCCGGACACGCUUUGAACACAGUCCCCCAAAAUCCAGCCGUGUUUCUUUAGACGGUUCCCCUUGCUUGUGUGGAGACGUUUCGCCUCACGCCUGGUUGCUCCGUAAGAGCAAGGAAACGCGCAGCGGAAUGACGUCGGGACGUGGAGUGAGUUUGCACAAGGCGCUGCCCUGAGCCGGGGGUGCUUCUUCCAUCAUACCCUCCCGUUGGGCUAGACCACUUCCCCUACUUUCGUUGUGGGUUAUACUCUUACUACUGGCGCCUGAGGCCUUGCUGAUAUCCCUGAAAUUUCCUGGGACCUUUGGACAUUAUGUGGAAUUUUGGGAAGUGGUGGUUGGUUCAAACCAACAUUGCUUUCCCUUCUUCCUUCUUCCCUCCUCCUCCUCCUCCUCCUGAGCAACUGUGUAGCGCUGACGUAUAAGAUCCCUGUUCCUUAAGCUUCCGCGGAUGCUGCGUUGGGUUCCCAGAACGGUUGCAGAAACCGCCUUCAGCUCUCUGUCCCCACCAAAGUCCCAAGUGCCAUGUUGGUUUCUUAAAAAGCACUCCGCCCACCCCAUUCCUUACCCCCUUCUUCAUUUCUUGGCCCGUAACUGACCCUUCCUGGAAUUGAUCAAGGACGGCAUUUCCUCUGUUCCGGAUGUGUUUUUCAAGAAUCCUCGUCCCGUCUUGCGGCGUUCAUAGCUUCCUGACACGGCAUUCCCCUGGGAAUGUGUCCAAAACAGGCUUCAUCUCUGAUAUUCUUUCCAGUGUGUGCUUGCUUGCAAGCAUCGAUUCCUGCACUCUGCAUCUCUUGGGUGGAGAGAUUGAUCCAUGCUGGUCUGUAAGCAGUCCUAAAGGCUGCCUUAGACGGUUAAGGAAUUGGGGUGUAUCAAAGGAAGGUCUACAAACCUCUAGAUGUUUGGACGCUUCAUGCCACGCCUCCUUCCGAAAGGUUUCCUGUUGGGUCACCGGGUUUUCCACCCCAAAUAUACCCCUCGUAAACUCUUCUGUGUUGGCAAUUUAGACCACCCCGGGCGGAUUGAAGCCCAGGGGCUGCUAGUUGCUGACCUUCAACUAGGAGAGCUCCCUGCCACGGUCCUUCUUUUCUUCUGCUGACCCUUUGCCACACUUGGCUGCAACCUAAGGCGCGGUGUUUGCCUUUGAUAAAGAUCAGCUUGCAAAAGGAAAAAGGAAGGGAGCGACUUUUACCUCCAAAGUUUUAUAGUUGACUUUAUGUGAACAGCAAGCCAAACCUGCAAAAGACGUGACAAAUACCCCCUUGUCCUUCGCCACAGAAACAUCGAGGCAAAAGGUUGCCGUCGAAAUCCAGGGGCACCGAGUAGUUUAAAACAUGACCUUUCCAGUGGCAAACGUUCUGGCAUGUAAAUAAUACACCUGCUUGGUAUUUUUUUUCCGAAACGCCGAUUUGAAAAUACCCUCUUUCCUUAUUUAUCAGGCCCAGUUGAUUCUGGACGACCAGUAGGCCUCUGAAGUUGUACAUUUUCUGUUAAUAAAAAGGAUAGUGCCGCA